This is a messenger RNA of Meira miltonrushii, 1269 nucleotides long. Its product is annotated as inositol monophosphatase. The transcript has a single exon. Gene Ontology annotation, molecular function: inositol monophosphate 1-phosphatase activity. The record is from RefSeq and is a predicted model, not a curated record. The coding region runs from base 238 to 1221 and encodes 327 amino acids. Gene Ontology annotation, biological process: phosphatidylinositol phosphate biosynthetic process; signal transduction; inositol metabolic process. Lineage: Eukaryota; Fungi; Basidiomycota; Exobasidiomycetes; Exobasidiales; Brachybasidiaceae.
CCCUGAUUUAUUCAUUCCAUUUCUUCUUAAUUUAAAAGUGGAGGAUUUCUGCGCUAAAGUGGCACACAUGCGCACUUUGCUGCACUUUGCCAGCACUUUCGGUACCGUGUAAGAGAAAAUGGAACGUGCGCGGAAACUUAAACAACGACCACAAGUGAGCUUAAAAUUAAAGCUGACUGUUUCUUCUUGAAUUCAUUCUUAUCCGAGAAUCCAUCUCAUGAUCAAAUAUCGAUAACAAUGUCUGACUUUAAUGCAGAAGAAGUACUGACAUUCGCCAUCAACAUUGCCAAACAGGCAGGAACGAUCAUCCGAGAAGGAAGUGCAAAGCGAAUCGAUGAUCAAAAUCAAGGUAAAGUGGACGUUGAAGAAUUGAUCAAGAAAAACACAGCUGAUCUUGUCACCGAAACCGAUCAAAAAACGGAAAAGUUUAUCAAAGAUGCAAUCUCUAAACAAUUUCCAUCACAUAAAUUUAUCGGAGAAGAAAGUUGGGCUGCUGGACAGCAGGCUACGCUAACUGAUGAACCACAUUGGAUCGUUGAUCCAAUCGACGGCACAAAUGGAUUCGUACAUAAUUUUGUCAUGUGUUGCGUUUCGAUUGGUGUUACAUUCCAAUCAAGACCGACAGUAGGUGUCGUGUAUGCUCCCUUCUUGGACACUUUAUACUAUGCACGUACAGGAGCUGGAGCAUUUAUCGAAUCACCUGCUUAUGGAGAACGACAGCUGCCAUUAGCAAAGCCAAUGCCUUUACCAAGCUUAAAACAAGCACUUUUAGCAGUAGAAUACGGAAGUGAUCGUGGACCAGGCGUACUUGAUAAAAAGAUGGAAAGUUUCAAGAGAUUGAUUGGGGACGAAGAUGCUGGCAUCAAAGGCGGUCGAAUGGUUCAAGGUGUAAGGAGUAUCGGAAGUGCGGCGCUAAGUUGCUGUUAUGUUGCCCAAGGUACUUUUGAUCUUUGGCAUGAGGUUGGUUGUUGGGCUUGGGAUGUAUGUGCUGGAGCUGUGAUCAUUCAAGAAGCAGGCGGUGUGGUCGUAGGUGCAAAAGAGCCCACCUUGAAAUCUAUCAGUACAGAAAGCUUUGGUGAUAUCACUCCUGAAGUGUUACAAGGAAGAAAGUACCUUGUCAUCAGAGGCGUUGGAGAUUCAAAAUCUGAAAAGGGCGCAGACGCUCAAAAGAGAAUCAUCAAAACUUUCUAUGAGACGAUUGAUGAAUGGGAUGCAAAGUGAUCUGGCUAUUAAUUUGCAUGUCUGUUAUUACUCUUUUAUGUACAAAUG